Messenger RNA from Symbiodinium sp. CCMP2456, 356 nucleotides. The record is from the annotation of a GenBank genome assembly. Lineage: Eukaryota; Dinophyceae; Suessiales; Symbiodiniaceae.
GUGAGAAUGGAUUCGAGGAGAACUGCGUGGUCAAUAUCACCAACACAUGGGAUGGCUACGCGUACUGUGUGGUGUGGAAUGCCGCUGAGCAAAAAGUCGACCACGAAGGCUGGCUGCCGCAGUCAAAACUCUCAGAUUUGACUUCGGAGAAUUACACCGUUGAGACGGCAUGGAGAUUGCCGUUUCAAGAGCUGCUCCGCUACACCACCAUCGCCGAGGUAGUGCAGGACUAUGCCGGCGGUGGUGCUCUGACCGUCCGGGAAGGAGAUCUGGUGCAGAUCUCCCAUCAGGCCGAUGGCUGGGUCUUCGGAACCAUCCUGAAGGACACCUACCGUGAAGUGGGGGAGCGGCUGGAG